Messenger RNA from Amoebophrya sp. A120, 3585 nucleotides. Lineage: Eukaryota; Dinophyceae; Syndiniales; Amoebophryaceae. The record is from the annotation of a GenBank genome assembly.
CUGUCUCAGGAAUAUGAAUAUCGAGCUGAUCUGAAUUUGAUCCAUCGAUCGUUACAGAUCAGCGAACAAUUCUAAUUUUUUGUAUGAAUGUCCAUGUCGUUACAUAAAGACGCGUCGUAGUUCUCGCAGGUUGUGACGUCAUCUUCUCGUAGCUUCUCAUCACACAGCCAUGGUAUUUGGUACCGGAACUUCCCGGCAUUUUUCGAGUUUCGCGGCUCAACAAGUUUUCGGUGGUGGUACCGUCCCACCAACCCCUACCGCUCUUGGCGAAAACUCCCCUUCGCUCCCCGAGCACCAAAACGAAAACCAUCUCGAAUUCAAAAACCUCGGCCCUGGGAACCCGAACUUCUUUCAGCCGGACGACCAUGAUCCCCUGUUCCCCAACCGCAUGGCCGACAAGGCCGCUCUGCAGAUGCCGGUCCUCGGGUUAGAUGCUGGGACCCUGAAACCCCUAACCAAGAUGAUGAAGAAGGGAGAAAGGAUCGACGUCGAGACGCUCGUUUCGAACGGCGGCGCGAAGGCGUUGGAAACGCUGUCUUCCGCGCGGCUGAUGGGCCAACUGGAUCACAGCAUGCUGGCCCGCCUCGGCCCGGACAUUCUCCGGAAAACCGCACGGGAGGCGGCCUGGAACGUGUUGAAAAACGUGCCGGGGCUGACGGAGGAGGGAAAACAGGAGGUCAUGGACGAAUUCGACGAGUACGACGCGCAGACGAGGGAGGAGACAGAUCCGUUCGUAACGGAACUGGACUCCGCGCUGAAAGUAUUGAACAAAGCCAGAAGAGAGCAGGAGGAGGAGGGCGCGGGAACGGCAGCGAAAGAUGCGGUCUUGGGAAAACGAAGUGCAACUGAAGCUGCGGACGGUAGUAUCGCCGCAGCAAGACCAAGCACAAAAGCGAAAAAACCUGUAGUUGGCAACGAGGAGCAGCAGGACGCCAGAAGCGAUGAACCAGAUGCGAACGAGAAGGCUUCGGCGCGAAAGGCAAAUAAACGAAAAAAGGCAAAGCAUCGUGGUGCGAAUGGACAACAUCAUCCGGAUACUGGAAGUAAAGGCCGCGCAAGAAAACGGAAGCCACCGUCUCUUGCGCUGCAGGAACAACGUCAGGAUAACGGCCCGAUGCAGUUGAAUGUGACACAAUUCCUGGAUAUCGGGCUCCAGGUGAAGCAGCCUACAUCCCGCACCACUUCUUUCGCUGCCAACGAAGCCCCAGCGGCUGCUGGUCCCACACCGCCCACUCCUGCUGAUGCUACAAAAGCCAAACCCCCGCCAGCAGCAAAGCCAAAGCCACCGCCAGACGCAGACAAGGCCAAAGAAAAAACCGCCAGCGGCCCCCUAGCGAACUGGCACAACUUCUUUGCGCAUUUCAAAGAUACUCUGGCGCUGCUAAACUAUCCUGUGCAAAAGUAUCGUACUCGUAUUGCAAUCAUGCAUUACAAAUCUUUUUCUUAAGGUAAAUCAGCAUUACAAAUUUUAUUUCUCAUGCUGAGGAAACUUGUAAUGCAUUUAUACGAGUACGAUACUUUUGCACAGGAUAUAAACCCCGUCGGGCUGAUGUCCAUCAUGUCUUCUUCGUCGCACAAGGCUGCGUAUCAACUGUAAAAGUGUCUGGGUCUGGAAGAAUCCAACUUGUCAUGCUGAUUUUGGAUUCUAAAAAAAUCUGUAUUGCAUGAGCAGCAAAGAGAGUCCAAGUUUUGCUACACGGACAGAGCAUUUGUCAUGCGGUAUAGGCAUCAGGAAGCCCUCACAAAAUCUGUGAUGCUAGGGCAUGCAUCACAGACAUCAGGAGUCAUGCAAAAUGUGCAUGACAAACCUGGCAAUCUUCCAGACCCAGACAUUUUUACAUUUGAUACUGCGGCACAGGAUGCCGCGGCACAGCAGGCAGCUUCUGGGUCAACAGCGAAGCAGCAGCCAGGCGGAGACCAGCAGUACAACCAUAAUCAGCAUCACGGCCACCACAAGCACCACGCGGCCGCCCAGCGGAAGUCGGAUGAGAUCGAUAAAGAGGCGGUCGAGGAUGUGAAGCGCGAUUUCGCGCCCGUAGAAAUGAAGAUGAAUCCAGAGCGGGCAAAGUUGGAGUACAAGCUGGAUCACCCCAAACCGGUCCCCGAACCUGGGAAAAGUGUUAACCAACAGGCCGCGGAGCAGGAUGCAGAGGAGCAUGCGGAUGAAAUGGAAGAGGAGGAAGCGGAAGGCGAGACGCCCGGAGGUAAAAGGGCUAUUUGCCUUGCAAAAAGAAAAACACACCUUUUGUUUUCUUUAUCGAUCUUCAUGUCUAAACUUAAUACUCGUUAGAGGUGAGGGACACAUCGAGUACUGUACAUCAACACCAAAAUCCAAUCAAUAGCACGUUGCACACAACAUGCGAAGCUUGUGAUGUUGACGUGACGACCUCCAAAACGCAAAUCUCGCACACAGUCCCGAAACCGUCCGCGAAAUCCCUCGCCGCCCCCGCGCUGAAGAAGUACGAAGAGCUGCGUUUGACUGCAGCGGAGAUCAGCGCGAUCCGGGACCGUGGCGACUUCCCGGACCCGCACACAGUGGACGUCGCAAUGAAGAGCAUCAACAUGUACGACCGGGCGGUCCCGGUCCACGAGACCGUGAAGCAGGCCUGCACGGCCUACGCCAAGGCGAGGAAUGAAAUCCACCAGCUCGCCGGGAGCUGCCGGGCGCUGGAGGCGACGUUUAUCCGGAAAACCGACCCGCAACUUUUGAAAGACGGCAUCAUCCACGGUUGCGGCGAGUCGGUUAUCAAAUGUAAAAAUGUCUGGGUCUGGAAGAAUGCAAGAUUUGUGAUGCAGGUUUUCCAUGAACAAUGAGGUCUGGAAUGCGAGACCCAGCAUGGCAGAUUCUUUGAGGUCUCUAUCAUGCCUCUCCUGCAUGAGAAACUCCCUCGCAACUUGGUCAAAAGCGGACAGCUUUUGGCACUCACGCAACACAGAUUUUUGCAUCAUUCAGGUUUAGCAUGACAAGUUGCAUUCUUCCAGACCCAGACAUUUUUACAGUUGAUAUCGGUUUUGGAUGUUGACGAGGACUGCGAGGAGCCGGCGGACGAGUUGGCGUGUCGGGCUUUUUAUCCUGUGCAAAAGUAUCGUACUCGUAGUAUUCGCAAUCAUGCAUCACAAAUCUCCCUCCUAACCUAAAUCCGCAUUAUAAAUUCCAUUUUUCAUGCUGAGGGAAUUUGUCAUGCGAUUUAUACUAGUACGAUGCUUUUGCAUUUCAUACUUUUGAGACGUUCGUGAAGAAAGUGGACGCGCAGGUGUUGGAAACCUGCAAUGGGGAGCUGACGUUGGACGAGCGCGGGAAAACGGAGACGCCUUUGGUGCCGAUGGACCUGGAUACGAUGAUAUCGGAGCCUGACGACGAAUCGGCGGGCGGGACAAACGCGGCCACUGCGUCGUCGAUGGCUUGAGGAUAGGGCUACUUAUCUGUGUAGCAUUGAUUGCUGCGCCCCUGGAAAUGUACUAAGUACUUGAAAAUAUCUCCUUAUUUCUGCUUGUUCUUCCGUUUCAAAAACCUGAAGAUUCUCCUGUAGGAUUUUUCUAAAGAACUGUUUUCUGCGAGGACGAUUCGGAAAAAAUGGAGCUAAU